Sorex fumeus (smoky shrew) is the source of this 1159-nucleotide messenger RNA. RefSeq names its product carboxypeptidase O (gene CPO). The record is from RefSeq and is a predicted model, not a curated record. Lineage: Eukaryota; Metazoa; Chordata; Mammalia; Eulipotyphla; Soricidae. The coding region runs from base 38 to 1159 and encodes 373 amino acids. Gene Ontology annotation, molecular function: zinc ion binding; metallocarboxypeptidase activity. Gene Ontology annotation, biological process: proteolysis. The transcript is spliced from 9 exons.
GGGUCCAUGAUUUUCUAGCUCUCCUUACAGAAGAAUAAUGAAACAUCUAUUGGGGAUCUUACAUCUCUUCUGGGUGCUGGUGCCCAGUGGGCAAGGAUAUGAUGGGUCUCUAGCACAAAACCAAAAAGAAGUUGGGGAUAUGACAAUGAGUUCAUGGAGGAGCCUAAAGACCUAUUCAUAUAAAAGUUACCACUCAAUGGGUGAGAUCUACCAAUGGAUACAUCAGAUAAGUGAGGAAUACAAGGAAGUGGCAACUAAUCAUUUCCUAGGAAUGACCUAUGAGAACCGGCCUAUGUAUUAUUUGAAGAUCAGCAAAUCAUCUGGAAACCCCAAGAAGAUAAUUUGGAUGGACUGUGGAAUUCAUGCCAGGGAAUGGAUUGCACCAGCAUUUUGCCAGUGGUUUGUGAAAGAAAUCUUACAAAACUAUAAAGCCAAUGCAAGGAUAAGUAGGCUGCUUAGCAACCUGGACUUCUAUGUGCUUCCCGUUCUGAACAUAGAUGGUUAUAUCUACUCUUGGACAACAGAUCGAAAUUGGAGGAAAUCCCGAUCCCCUCAUAAUAAUAACACAUGUUUUGGGACAGAUCUCAAUAGAAACUUCAAUGCAUCGUGGUGCAGUGUUGGAGCAUCUAAAAACUGUGAAGACUUAACAUUCUGUGGGGCAGGACCAGUGUCUGAACCAGAAACCAAAGCUGUUUCCAGCUUUUUAGAGGCCAAUAAGAAGAGCAUUGUGUGCUACCUGACCAUUCACUCCUAUGGGCAGCUCAUCCUCCUGCCUUAUGGUUACACCAAAAAUAAAUCAAGCAACUACGAUGAACUGUUCCAAGUUGGACAGAAGGCAGCAAAUGCAUUGAAAGCAAAGCAUGGAACCAAUUAUAAAGUUGGAUCAAGUGCAGAUAUUUUAUAUGCCACAUCUGGAUCUUCAAGAGACUGGGCUCUGGACAUUGGGAUCCCCUUCUCAUAUACUUUCGAGCUCAGGGAUAAUGGAACACAUGGCUUUGUUCUGCCACAAGAGCAGAUUGAAGCCACCUGUGAGGAGACCAUGGAGGCUGUGCUCUCGAUCCUGGAUGACGUAGACAAGAAAUACUCAAACAGUGCAGGGAAGGUGACAUCCACCACCGUGGUACUGGGCCUGCUCAUGUCCUUUGUUUAUUCCCUCUAA